This is a messenger RNA of Capronia coronata CBS 617.96, 1800 nucleotides long. RefSeq lists its product as uncharacterized. Gene Ontology annotation, biological process: transmembrane transport. Gene Ontology annotation, molecular function: transmembrane transporter activity. NCBI's taxonomy places the organism in Eukaryota, Fungi, Ascomycota, Eurotiomycetes, Chaetothyriales, Herpotrichiellaceae. Bases 1 to 1800 code for a protein of 599 amino acids. The transcript has 2 exons. Gene Ontology annotation, cellular component: membrane. The record is from RefSeq and is a predicted model, not a curated record.
AUGGCGCCCACCUCGCCCGACCCGAAUCCGCGCAUCACUGCCGUCGACUUUGACUCCCAUCGCAGACACAGGCGACAUUCUCAUGAGUCCCGGCCCAGACUCGGCGACGAUGACUUUGACUUCAUGGGUCAGGUUGCGCAGGAGAUUGUCGAGCGGGAUCGGCGCAAGAUGCGCAGAGAAGUCGUUCGAGUUCUGAGCUUCAUCUGCGCCGUUCUGAGUUGUCUAUGUGCAGGCUCAAUAACCUCAUUCUCGCUGUACGGCGCGCGCUUCUUGACCGAUCUCCACUACACCCAGUUUCGAGUCAACGCCGUCUCAAUCGUCGCGGAACUGGCCAUGUACCUGCCUGUGCCUUUAUUUGGCUACCUUUGCGACCGAUACUCCCCUCCACCGCUAUCUCUCCUCUCUUCCGCCCUUUUCGGUGCAGGUUACCUGCUGGCCGCGUUCACCUUCAAGUCGGGGCCCCCCGCGGAUGCUACGAAGCCCGGACACGGAUGGCCAUUUGGUGUCAUGGUUCUGGCUUUCAUCGGCAUCGGUGCGGGGACGAGUUGCAUGUAUCUGUCCGCCGUGGCGACCUGUGCAAAGAACUUUUCGACAGCGAAAUACCGCGGGUUUAUGCUGGCCGUGCCGAUCGCGGCGUUUGGCCUCAGCGGCAUGUGGGAGAGCCAGAUUGGCGCCCACUUGUUGUACCAGAGACUACCGGACGGACGGAAAGGAGAAGUCGAUGUCUUCAAAUACUUUGUGUUUCUGGCUGGGACGUUGCUGGGCGUUGGAAUACUGGGAGCCUUGGGCCUGCGAAUUGUCGACGAGGAAGAACUCAUCGAGCAAGGCGUGGAGACUCUCGAGCGAAGCGGCUUGUUAGACGAGAGCGAGUUCUUCCGCGACUCCCCGGACCCGACGCCCAGGACCUAUGGAACUAUGGGUGACGGUGACGAGUCAGACUCUGGGUCUGGCACCGCGACGCCUUCUGACAGAGACUCGGAGGCGGAAUUCGACCUGUCUGAAUCGCAGCUCCUCAAGCGACGGGAGCAGGACCAUCGCCUGAAGAAGAAGAAAUGGUGGUUGUUGAACCACGCAACGCACUCGUUUCUGACGGAUCGCACCAUGUGGCUGCUGGCCGCCGGAUUCUUCCUACUGACCGGUCCUGGCGAGGCGUACAUCAACAACCUGGGCACAAUCAUCCCGACAUUGACGCCAAAGAACUACUUGGACCUGACGAGUCCACCGGCAGGACACGCCGCGACGCACGUCAGCAUCAUCGCGCUGGCCUCUACCUUCGCCCGCCUCUUCACAGGCACUCUCUCCGACCUGUUCGCGCCGCCAUCGCAGCCCGAUAACCCACCAUCCACGCGCGUCAGCUUCUCGCGCCUCGUCUUACUCAUACCGUCUGCUUUCCUCCUGCUGCUGUCCUUCCUGAACCUUGCUCUCCCGUUCUUGACCGCACAGCAUCCCAGCCUCUUCAUGUUGUCGUCUGGCCUGCUCGGCCUCGGCUACGGCGCCUCCUUCUCGCUCGUCCCUAUCAUCAUCUCCGUCGUCUGGGGUGCCGAGAACUUCGCCACCAACUGGGGCGUCGUCGCCAUGAUGCCCGCCGGCGGCGCUGCGGUCUGGAGCAUCGUCUACUCGGCCGCAUAUUCGCGCGCCAGUGCGAGCGGCCAUGAUUCCGGAGACGUCGCGGAAGGCGAGUGCAGUGGAUACGCCUGUUUCGGCGGGUGGGCAUGGGGUUGUGCCGCGAGCGUCGCGGUUGCCAUCGUCCUCUGGUGCUUUGCUUGGAGGCUUUGGAGGAAGAGGAACGUUGUCGUGUAG